CACUGAAAGGCAGCACUGAUACAUGACACUGAUAAAUGACACUGAUAGGCGGCACUGACUGGCACUGAUAGGCGGCACUGAUAGGCAACACUAGGUGGCACUGAUUGGCAUUGAUGGGUGACAUUGAAAGGCAGCUCAGAUGGGCACUGAUAAGUGGCAUUGAUGUGCACUGGUAUGCACUGAUAUGUGGCAUUGAUGGGCACUGGCACGUGGCACUGAUGAGGACUGACAGGUGGCACUUCUGGGGCCACACUGAUCAUCAGGGCGCACUGAUCAUCAGUGCCCUGAUGAUCACUGUCAGCGUGACAACUUCAGAG
Molecule: messenger RNA, 317 nt
Organism: Staurois parvus
Lineage: Eukaryota; Metazoa; Chordata; Amphibia; Anura; Ranidae
Source: the annotation of a GenBank genome assembly